Molecule: messenger RNA, 4985 nt
Organism: Cherax quadricarinatus
Lineage: Eukaryota; Metazoa; Arthropoda; Malacostraca; Decapoda; Parastacidae
Product: cation-dependent mannose-6-phosphate receptor
Biological process (GO): protein targeting to lysosome
Cellular component (GO): trans-Golgi network
Source: RefSeq, a predicted model, not a curated record
GAUGUGCAGAAGAUGUUGAUGUGAACAGCUGUGACGCACAACACAACUGCUGAAACUGACUACUUGUCUGUGUUAGCACACUGGUCGUGAAGACAGUAGCUUGAGAUAUGAUGAUGUUGGUGGGUAUAUUGAUGGUGGUGGUGAAUUUGUGGGUGAUGGUGGAUGGCAAGUGUGUGAUUGAUACCUCAGUCAACGAAUCUGAGAGGAUAAUACAAGAGAGAGACCUCGCCACUCUGGACCCCAUCCGUGGUGAAAGGUCAAACACAGGGAAAGAUCGGGAUGGAAACACAUACAGCUUCAUUGUUUGUGAAGAUCUUUAUGAUGAUAGUAAAAAUGUGAGCAUCAUCAAAACUAAUGGAAGUAAAGAUAGAAUUGUGCUUGGUUACAACAACAGAACUCUCGUCACAAAAGACAGAAACUGGCUGAUGCUGACAUUCCUUGGUGGACAAACUGAAAAGCAGUGUAACCAGACCCCAAGAGCAGCUCAUAUUUUGUUUGUGUGUGACAGUCAUGAAUACAAGGUGCAAAUUAGACAACUGAAUGAUUCUCAGAACACCUUAUUAUGUUCCUCAGUGUUCAUUGUGCGCCAUGCUUGUGUUUGUACGCCAGUGUUAGGUCUCAGUGCUGGUGCUGUUUUCUUCAUUUUACUUGUAGCAACCUUUGGUUCAUAUUUCACCUUUGGUUUCUUCUACUUACGCCUAGUUAAAGGUGCCAAAGGCAUAGAGCAGAUACCACAUCGAAAUUUUUGGUUCAAAGUUGGCAACAUUCUUGCUGAUGGAUGUGGUGCAGUGUUCCGUUGUGACCGCUACUGUGGAGAGCAGAAUGUCAAUACUAGAACUGGCAGUCUCACCAUGCCGUACCACACUGUGUAUGCCACUACGAUUCUUAAAUCUCUCAAACCAACCUUUGCUGGCUUUAAAUUCACUAACAUCAGCACUAGUUUAAGGCAUUUUCUUCAUUAGAUCAUCAUGCAACUGCCUUGCCUUUUCACAUAUUAUUGACUGAGAAACACUAUCUCCUGAUACUGUAAUUGUUUCUGGAUGAUCCACACCAAUAACAGUCUCUCCACAUCUUCGAGUAUUUGCGAUGUCUGUUUUGUAAGCAUACUUGCACCUUUCGCAACAACAGCUUCCUUGAUUGCCUUUUUGUUGGCCAAGAUAGUAGUGAUGGUUGAAUGGGGUUUGUUGUAUAACCUGGCCAACUCGAAGACACGCACUCCACUUUUGUACUUUGCGAUUAUCUCUUUCUUUAAUUCAAUAGUAUUUCUCACCCUUUUUACCACAAUUGGUACUAGAAGCUUUCUUUGGGCCCAUGGUGGCUUAUUUUAGCAGUUACAAGCACUAAAAAGAAUGGAAUAAUACAGAAUGUAUAGCAUGUACAUGUGGAAUCAUCUGGACUGGUACACUAGCUGAAGGCAGGGCAGCUCAGGCCGAGUGGGCAGGCGGGCACAUUCGGGACGAAUGCCCUUAACCAAAUUCUUGGACGUUAGCCGAGCCGCUAUCCAAUUUUGGCGUUAGCUGAUGCCACCGUUACCAGAGUCCACUGUAACUUAUGUAGCCUGUGAGAUCAGAAUAAGGUGCAAUGUACAUAUAUACACUUGUAUGCAACACAAUAACCACACAAACAUUAUUAUGAUUAUAUUGUUUACAAAACUUGCUUACACAAACCAACAAUACAAAAAAUUGUUUAUUACUAUUGUUCUAUAAUAUACAUACAAAUGUACAGUCACUGGACACUUUCCUAGAAGUGCUGCAUCUUGUGGAAUUCUUUGAACAUGGUGUUAUACAUUAAACGAGUCUCUCUGCUUGUUUAUUGGCAGGUUGUUGUGAUUGUGCAAGUUGUUGUUGUGGUUGUGCAGGUUGUUAUGGUUGUGCAGGUUGUUUUGGUUGUGCAUGUUGUUGUGGUUGUGGUUGUGCAGGUUGUUGUGGAGGUUAUUGUGGUGUGUGGGUGGUUGAAGCUGGCCUUUCUUGUGGAUGAGCUGAGUCAUGUACCCAGGCUGGUAGCCUGGGUACAUGACACAGCAUUACACCACUACCUGCUACAGCAUGUAUAUACCAUCCCAAUUGUAACAUUACCCAUACCUUCCUACCGUCCUUCCUUUCUACCUUCUUUCCUUCCUUCCUACCUUCCUUCCUGCCUUCCUUCCUGCCUUCCUUCUUCUUUCUUUCCUCUCAUCUCUUUCUUCCUUUCUUAAUUCAUUCAUUCCUUCCUUCCUUCCUUCUGGUAUCCUGGGCAUUGUUUUCAGUCAUAAACUCCGCAAAACCAUGAACUUCAUCUUCACUGACACUUCCAUCAAUGUUAGAGCUAUCACUUGGGAAGAGAAGAGUCCCAAAUUUGCCAGGGAGUCAGGUAUUUCUUACAGCUAGGCAUGCUCAACAAGGACUACUGAAAUGGCAUUCCCACAAUGCACCACUGGCUCCCCAAUUUUUUUUAUACUGCACACACUGACCAUGGAGACCCAUCCUUUCACAUGUGGGCUACCAGCUUUCUCCCGCUUGAUUUGAUUUGGCAUAUUGAUAUGUCAAAAACACUGGCUCAUAAGAUGUAUAUAUACAGCUGAAACAGUCAAAGGGCUAAAGUGCAGGCAUUGUAUUUCCCAUUUCCAGGACUCAAGUCCGGCUAACCGGUUUCCCUGAAUCCCUUCACAAGAUAUUACCCAGCUCACACUCCAACAGCUCGUCAGAUCCCAAAAACCAUUUGUCUCCAUUCACUCCUAUCUAACACAUAUUAUGUAGAUUUAACCUAGGCCUACCCAGUAAAGUGAAAUAAUGUGACUGUACAUAUGGCUAAAAAGGUUACAUAAACAGGGUAACUUGAAUGAAGGGAUUCAAGGAAACCAGUUAAGGAGAGUGUGGGUGUUGCAUUCAGAGGGCUAAGCUGAUAGCGUUGCCAUCAUACCUCUGGAAAGAGCAAUUCAGUGAAUGUGUUUGUGUCACCCUGCUCUUGUGGGAGAUAGCCAUUGAGUUAAAAAAUAAAAAUUUAUCUUGCCUUCAAUUCUGAUGGCUGCUACCACCUACCAGCACUAUGACCAAUCAUUACCUACCAACAUCAUCUUUCAUUACCUACCAGUACCAGCAUCAUCGCCUAUCACCAUCAAAUACUAUCACCUGUCAGCACCUAAGACCACCAUGUUUGGGAAGCUGGUUGUUAGUCUGUGUAUUCCUUAUCCACAGAGAAUGGGCAGUGUGUAAAGGAGAAAAUGGGGAGGGGCCCCUACUGGGUUAUGGUGGAUGGCUUUUAUUUUCUGCUCCUUAUAUACAUUGUUUUAUUUAGCUGUAAUAACCUCGAUGACAUUUUUUCAUCACACUGUAUCCUAGGUUACUCAUGUCAUAUGCUCUUAUGUUCUCAUUGUCUAAUUGAAUGCAUUGUUGAUUGCGUAAUGAAAGAUCCCAAGCAUGGAGGACAAUCAUGAGAGAGAGUUAUGGUACACAUCUAUAAACCAACUGUAUGGUUGUUUAAACCAAGUUAGGUCCCCCUUCCCUAAACAGUGGAGGUGCUGAGGAGGAAAAUCAUACGAAGGACCCAGCCACAUUUCCAAUUUUUUCCCAGAUGUAUGUCACAAACACUCAGACAAAAUAAAUAAAUAAAUAAAUAACAAAAAGGCAAUUGCAAUUUUAUAUUAUUUUUAUUAUUAACACAUCUUCCAUAUGAUAUAGCACGUAAUGAAAGUAGUUUAUUAGAUUAUGUAUUGGUGGAUAAAAGGUUGAUGGGUAGGCUCCAGGAUGUACAUGUUUAUAGAGGGGCAACUGAUAUAUCAGAUCAUUAUUUAGUUGUAGCUACAGUUAGAGUAAGAGGUAGAUAGGACAAGAGGAAAAUGACAACAAGAAGUAAGGAGGAGGUGAAAAUGUAUAAACUAAGGGAGGAGGAAGGUCGGGUGAGAUAUAAGCAACUAUUGGCGGAAAGGUGGGCUGGUGCAAGUAUGAGUAGUGAAGGGGUUGAAGAGAGUUGGAAUAGUUUUAAAAAUGCAGUAUUAGAAUGUGGGGCAGAAGUUUGUGGUUAUAGGAGGGUGGGUGCAGGAGGAAAGAGGAGUGAUUGGUGGAAUGAUGAAGUAAAGGGUGUGAUAAAAGAGAAAAAGGUAGCUUAUGAGAGGUUUUUAUAAAGCAGAAGUGUUAUACGAAGAGUAGAGUAUAUGGAGAGUAAAAGAAAGGUGAAGAGAGUGGUGAGAGAGUGCAAAAGGAGAGCAGAUGAUAGAGUAUGAGAGGCACUGUCAAGAAAUUUUAUUGAAAAUAAAAAAUUGUGGAGCGAGUUAAACAAGUUAAGAAAGCCUAGGGAACAAAUGGAUAUGUCAGUUAAAAACAGAGUAGGGGAGUUAGUAGAUGGGGAGAUGGAGGUAUUGGGUGGAUGGCGAGAAUAUUGUGAGGAACUUUUAAAUGUCGACGAAGAAAGGGAGGCUACAAUUUCAUGCACAGGCCAGGGAGGUAUACCAUCUUGUAGGAGUGAAGAAGAGCAGGAUGUGAGUGUGGGGGAGGUGCGUGAGGCAUUACGUAGAAUGAAAGGGGGUAAAGCAGCUGGAACUGAUUGGAUCAUGACAGAAAUGUUAAAAGCAGGGGGGGAUAUAGUGUUGGAGUGGUUGGUAUUUUUGUUUAAUAAAUGUAUGAAAGAGGGGAAGGUACCUAGGGAUUGGCAGAGAGCAUGUAUAGUCCCUUUAUAUAAAGGGAAGGGGAAAAAAAAAUUGUAAAAAUUAUAGAGUAAUAAGUUUACUGAGUAUACCAGGAAAAGUGUACAGUAGGGUUAUUAUUGAAAGAAUUGGAGUUAAGACAGAACGUAGGAUUGCGGAUGAGCAAGGAGGUUUUAGAGUGGGUAGGGGAUGUGUAGAUCAAGUGUUUACAUUGAAGCAUAUAUGUGAACAGUGUUUAGAUAAAGGUAAGGAAGGUUUUAUUGCAUUUAUGGAUUUAGAAAAGGCAUAUGAUAGCAUGGAUAGGGGAGCAAUGUGGCAGAUGUUACAAGUAUAUGGAAUAGGUGGUAAGUUACUAAAUGUUGUAAAA